GCGGAUCCGGGGCUCUGUGCCGGCUGUGAGCGGUGCAGGUUUAAGAACCGCGUGGGGCUGCGGUGGGAACAGAGCGAGCCGAGCCGAGCAGCAUGGCCCAGCCGCGCUGCCGCUCCGUGCUCAUCACCGGCUGCAGCCGCGGCAUCGGGCUGGGCUUGGUGAAGGGGCUCGCUGCCUCCGAUCCAUCCCCGGAGGUCGUCUUCGCUACGUGCCGUUAUCCCGAUAAGGCGCAGGAGCUCCAGCAGCUUAGCAAGCAGUACAGCAAUAUCAAGCUCCUCCAGCUGGAUGUGGUCUGUGAAAACAGCAUCAAGAAAGUAGUCAAAGAAGUGGAAGAAAUUGUGGGAGACAAAGGUCUGAACUGCCUCAUUAACAACGCUGGCAUCAAUGUGCUUGCCUCCUUGGAAGAUGUCACAGCAGAGACGAUGCUCACCAUCUACGAAACCAACACAGUCGCCCAGCUGAUGGUCACUAAGGCUUUUCUACCCCUUCUGAGGAAGGCAGCUCAGCUGAGCACAGGAAUGGGCUGCCAUAGAGCUGCUAUUAUUAAUAUGUCCUCUCUUGCUGCCUCCAUGCAACUCGUCCAGGCGAAUGAGAUGUUCCUCAAGGUCUACCCCUACAGGAUAGCAAAGACUGCACUGAACAUGAUCACCAGAUGUCUCGCUGCAGACUUGAAAUCAGACGGAAUUCUCUGCAUUUCUCUGCAUCCAGGCUGGGUUCAGACAGACAUGGGAGGAAACAUGGCUCCCUUGCAGGUGCAAGAGGCCAUCCCUGGUAUUCUCUCUGUUCUGGAUCGUCUUGGUGAAAAAGAAAACGGUUCCUUCCUGGACUGGCAAGGGGAAACUCUACCAUGGUAGAUGUGCUAGCAUAGUACAGAAACAGCAUGUUGGUCACUAUUCAACUUGCAUCAACUACUGUCUCCGUCUUCAGGGUUUUCUUAGAUUUUCAUAGAAAUAGCCAGUCUGAUAUCCAUCCCCUCUCUCCAGGUAUAUUCAGAAAGGUUUACUCUUCCUUGAUAUCACUACUGUUCUGCUCUAACACUUCCUGACAAUACUACUGUGCUCUUAGUGAUGGGUCUCUCCCACAACCAGCUAACAUUGAUUAAAAACCUGCAGGUUAUAUCUGGGGCUGGUUCCACUUUGCUUCUACAGGCAAAUCAGCAGCCUGCCCUCAGACCUGUUCUGACAGCACGGGCUCUUGGAGCCUGCUAUGGUGGGUGUGCUGGAGACAUGUCUUGGGAAGAGGUCCUCCACUUUCCUCCAGACCUGACUUAACUUUAUGGAUUUGGUACUUCUGUGUGUCCUCGGGUUCACAGCACCGGGCACUGGCUUUUUGUUCCCAGUGGGUGAUCAGCAUCCAGAUCUUGGGUUGGGAAUGUGGUUUUGUACAUAGAUUUCUGAAGAGUCUUCAAUAAAAGUCUCGUU
Messenger RNA from Phasianus colchicus (ring-necked pheasant), 1421 nucleotides. RefSeq lists its product as uncharacterized. The record is from RefSeq and is a predicted model, not a curated record. Gene Ontology annotation, molecular function: oxidoreductase activity. NCBI's taxonomy places the organism in Eukaryota, Metazoa, Chordata, Aves, Galliformes, Phasianidae. Gene Ontology annotation, cellular component: cytoplasm.